Choloepus didactylus (southern two-toed sloth) is the source of this 4297-nucleotide messenger RNA. RefSeq names its product family with sequence similarity 124 member B (gene FAM124B). The record is from RefSeq and is a predicted model, not a curated record. The coding region runs from base 463 to 1851 and encodes 462 amino acids. Lineage: Eukaryota; Metazoa; Chordata; Mammalia; Pilosa; Megalonychidae. The transcript has 2 exons. Gene Ontology annotation, cellular component: nucleoplasm.
AUCAGCCUAACAGAGCAGUUUCAUGUUCUGUUUUUGAGUGGUCAUUUCCUUUACUGAGUGCCUGUAAGAACCACCCACUUGGAUGUUUCUCAGGAUUAUAGGUUUUUAGGUCAAACAGAAACCAUGGGGGAUGCCUGAAAAAGCAAAACACAAGCAGCUCCGUUCUGCAGGAGCUGGAUGACGUCAACCUGACUGCCUUUGUGUGCAGCCCAAGCCGCUGUGCCCAGGCUGUGCAAGUUUCCCACACUGUGCAUCCAGGGGCACAAGCAACCAGGAGCAUGCGUUAGUCUGGUUAAUAGCUUUGCUCCUAAGUCGCUGCUGCAGCUGAAGGUUUUCUGGUGGCUGAAGUCUUCACAUGAGAACCAAACAUGGCCUUGCUUGCUCCUUCAUGGAUUUCGGAAGCUUGAAUAGUGGGCACUCGAUGCUUUCUUUUUUCUGUUGUUGUCCUCUGGCAGUUCCACAAUGGAUGAGAGACAAGAGCCUCUGGCCAUGACUGUACAUCUCCUUGCCAACUCAGGGCAUGGCUCGCUCCUGCAGCAAACUCUGGACCGGCUCCUGGAUUGCAUUUGCCCAGAGGUUCGUCUCUUUCUGGUGUCAGAGCGGGUCAGUCCAGUGAGAUACUAUGAAAAGUACCACCCCAGGCGGUCCCGGUUCCCGGGGAUGUCUGUUCUGCUCUUCCUGCACGAGACCCUGGGAGAGGAGCGGAUAUUUCGUGUUCUUGACUCCCUACAGCGUUCGCCUUGGCAGUACUACCCCACCCAGAACACACAGGGAAGACUGUGCCCGUACAUCCUUGCCAAUCAGGAUUUCUACAGUCUGGACAACCAGAUGCCUGUCUGGGGAGUGCGGCAGGUGCACUGUAGCACCGAGGUCCUGAGGGUGACGCUCUACUGCAGUUUUGAUAACUAUGAGGACUCCAUCAGACUCUACGAGAUGAUCUUGCAGAAAGAAGCCACCUUGCAAAAGAGCAACUUCUGUUUCUUUGUGCUCUACUCCACUGAGGGCUUUGCUUUGCAGCUCUCUCUGAAGCAGCUGCCCCUUGGGGUGUCGGUGGACCUGAAAGAGUCUUCGGUGCUACAGUUCAAGGUUCAAGAGAUUGGCCAGUUGGUGCCUCUGCUACCCAAUCCGUGCAUCCCCAUCAGCAGCACCAGAUGGCAAACUCAGGAUUAUGACGGCAACAAAAUUCUGCUGCAGGUCCAGAUGAAUCCAGGACUUGGUGCUAGGAAUGGUGAGUUUUCCUCACUGAAUGGCACUUCUGGGGCCGACAUGCUUCUCCAGGGCUCCAGGCUAGUCCCUGUCUCUGCAAAGAGGACCCUAGAACCAAGGAGCUGGAGGAGCGGGGUCAGGAGGUCCAAGGUGGGUUCUCUGGAGCUUCCUGAACCCAGUGGAAGCCUGAUGUCAGACGGCUCUAGUGGCUCUUUGUGGGACAGCCCUGACUGGUCAUCCCGGGCCAGCAGCCCAGCUACAGGUGCCCAGCUGCAUCUGCCUUCUCCCCUCCUCACAUCUGCGGCCAGAAUGGAGGUCUUCAACCAAAGGAACAGCUUUCAGAAACUUGAGGCAGAGACAAAUGUUGACACAGGGUUCACUGUGGUCAAUCCUGAACCCAGGCAAUCUUCUCUGAGGAGAUUUCCCAGGGAUUUGCAGAAAAGCCUGCCUCCACCCUGCUUGCCAGCUUCCUCCGUAGUGGAGGCUGCCUCCAAAAACAAUGGAGUCUUUGAGGAAAGGAUCCAUCCUUUGUCACUUGGUGGCCAAAGGGACCUUGAUGCAAGGAAGAUAAUCUCAAAAUGUCCUCUUCAUCUACCAGUUCCAGGGGAAGAAAAAGAAGGGGAAGAAGAAGAAUUCUUUAUAUAGUAUAAAACAUGUGGUUUUCCAAAACACAUGAUCAGAUACAAUUUUCUAGAAAUGGAGAAGUGGCCCACAAUAGGAUGGUUUUUUGUUCAUCCAAGUGCUACCCGAGACACAGAACUGUACUGUUUUUAUUUCAACUGUUAAAAGACUAAAGGUGCUGUGAGUGGUUGUUUAUUGCCAUCACAGUUGUAAGGGACCACAGCUAACACAUAAGGAAAAGCCUAACACCUUGUAUUCCCUGGAGAUGUACUAACCCAGCUUGGUGUGUCGAGUUCAGCAUCUCUCAGGAUAAUUGCAUUUUAUGCAAAUGAUCAUAUUGUUUUGCAACACUCAUUAGUGUAUGUAAUUUGGUUUUCUUUUUACUUGCGUUGCAUAGCUCAUUCCCCUGCCUAGCACUAUAUAUUUAUUCUUUAGUGCUUUUUAAUUUUGAUGUGGCCUCUUUUGGAAACUAGGUCCUGUUCACCAUAUACUCUCUUGUGAUUUUGCCUUUAAAGUUGUUUGCAUUUGGAACAAGUUAAAAUGCAAAGUGCCUUGAAAAUUACAAACUUUUUUUUUUCCUGUUAAAUGAGCAGAAACACUGGAAGCUAGAAAAUCUGGUUAGAAAUGAAAACUGGGCUCUAGGGUUUUCCUGUGCCUCCAUUUCUCAUCUGUUUCUGCACUACCCCAGAGGGGCCUGUGGUUUGUGAGAAGAUUGCAGGCUGAUUGGAUGAUUUGAACUCUCCACCGAGGACAGCAGGAGGUUUGGAUUAUUGCAAUCACUGGAGCAGGACGUGGGUUCUUCUGGUCAUAUUUGAUUUCUCAAAUUCCUUUGAAAUAGUCAUUCAUUCAUUAAUUUAUAUACUCAUUUAUUCAUUCAACAAAUAUUUAUCGAAUGCAUAGUUUUGAAUAAGUCAUUGCGCAUGUGACACAUAUUUAUCCUGUGACCAUUGAGCCCCAAAAUUGUUUAUGGUUUUGCCGCCAUGAUAAAUCUAUUCUACCAACUCUUAGAAAGAAAUCCAAGCUUAUUCCUCUAGAAACCUUCCAUGAUUGACUCCCACACUUGCAGCACAAGGUAUAAUAUGCAUUCAUAACCCAAAGAUGGAUACUGGGCAUAUUAUGAAUUGCAAUUAUAAUCAUAAUGGUCAAAUUCUUGGUUGCCCAUAUGCUGAUAUUUUUGGCUGGGUCUGUUACACACAUUUAAAAAUCUGAAGGCUAUGUGUUUCAGAUAAUUUGCAGGGUUAUUGGACUCCAUGAACUUCAGUCCCUAGGAAAGAUGUUGCAUCGGAGUAUAGGUGCUGAUUAGCUGGACUGUUUGAAGACCUGGAUAUUUACUACACCCAAUUGGAGAGAAGGUUGAGUCCUAGCCUACAGAUGAUUUCUGGGGCCAUGGGACUAGGUUAAAAGUCUGUGUCACUCCCCAGCUAACAGAAUAGAAAUAGAGGAGAGUUGCAAAUGGACAAAGACAGGAAGAAUAAAUUGAAUGUUUUUUUGUCCUUACUAUGUCAAUAUAUUCUCAUUGCCAUUUUAUUUCUAUCUCUGGGUUAAACUUAGAUCUUAGAAAAUGUAAUGCAGAAUUUAAUAUGGUUUUCUUCAAUAAGAGAUAAAAAAUUAGCCUUAAGCCAAUCUAUUGAGUUGCUUUGAAAAGCACAGCAGGAUGAACUUGGGAAGUUUCCUUCCCACUUCUUUUGAGAUGAUCUGAAUUUCUUCAACAUAAUACAUGGGUAAGAAUAUAAGUACAUGGAAAUCACGAAGAACAUUGAGAAAUUUAAAGGAGUACCUUACAAAACUGACUUGAGAAUAAUACAUUCCUAAAAGAUCACCUACUUUAUCCUUUAACUCAACAGUUAUCAGUUUACAACAUGAUGGGAUGAAAAUACCAGUGGAUUGGGUAGGAGAGGCCUAGAUUUUGGUCUCAGCUUCUAAAAUUACUAUUUCUGUGACCUUGAAUGUGCCAGUGUCUUCAAUUCUCUGAUGCCUUAUCUACCAUAACAAAAGGUUGUUCUGAGAAUCAGAAGUAUGUAUAUGAAAGCAUUUGGAUAUUGUUAAGCACUAUACAUGUAUGAGGCUGUGUUAAUAUUACAAAUAGUCCUUCAGAUUCAUGUUUUAAAAAUGUCAUGGUAACCAAAGAUUUUUUUUUGAAAACAAGUUUUAGUAAAAUCAGUGAUACAGUAACAACAACAAACACCAACCCAACUCUCUAAGAUUGUUACUUUGUUUGCCGUUUGUUUAUGUUCAUCCCUCUCAGAGAAAAAUUAUGUAUAAGCAAAUAACCCAAUAUAUAGUGGUUUAAAAGAGAUUGUGCACAACAGAGACAACUAUCAAAUAGUUAUCCAAUUUUUCAAAUGUCAGACUCUAAUUAACUAAUUAUACUUGGUUUCUUAAAGGGUAAAAUUUAUCACCUUUUAAAUUUGAAGGACUUCUGAUAAUUAGAAUAUUUUGUUUUCUUUAUAAACAUAUUAAAAAUUGGUUG